Messenger RNA from Paramisgurnus dabryanus, 3051 nucleotides. RefSeq names its product PHD finger protein 23b (gene phf23b). Gene Ontology annotation, cellular component: nucleus. The record is from RefSeq and is a predicted model, not a curated record. Gene Ontology annotation, biological process: negative regulation of autophagosome maturation; positive regulation of protein ubiquitination; negative regulation of autophagosome assembly. Lineage: Eukaryota; Metazoa; Chordata; Actinopteri; Cypriniformes; Cobitidae.
AGGGAGCUGCUGGAGUCAGUUGACAUCGACUUGCGAGGCGCGCCGCCGGAGGCGACACGCAUACGUUUGGUCGUUUUCCACGUACGUCGACAAAGGAUAAUAAUGUAACUAUACAGUUUAUUAAACUAAAUUUCGUUGCAAGCAUGCUAGAUUUACGGUUUUAUCGUUGGAUCUUCUUUACUCGGUGUUCCGUCAUGUAAUUGAAACUGCCAGCUGGAUUAUUUUCACUACGCUAUACGCUGGCCAGAAUUAAGUUAAUUAAUCUUUCCAGAGGCGUCAAAUCUCGCGAACUUCAUUUGAGGCAGUUUGUAAAUUACUUAAUCGCAGUGAAAACGAAGUAAAACCGUCGUUUAAAUGAUUGCAAUGGCCAGUUACCUAGACUGUGCCUAGCCAACCGAAGCUUGCUGCGCCCAAGCCGGGCGAAGAUUGACGCUGCUCGGUGUCAUCCAAGUGAAGUGGAUCGAGUUUACUAUUCGACAAUGCUUGGAAUAAUGUCCGAACACCAAGAUUCAUUACUGAAGUGUAAAGCCGAGGCUCUGCCAUCAGAGAGAAAAAAGAGGACAGUGGAGGACUUCAACAAAUUUUGCAGUUUUGUCCUUGCAUAUGCAGGUUACAUCCCAUCACCAAAGGAGGAAAGACCAUGGUCACCAGGAUCCUCCAAUUCUCCAAACAGCUCUGGUGCUUCAGGUGAAAACAGCGUUUUAGGUGGCGCAAGUUCUACCGUGGGCGCCAGCUGGAGUCAUGGGUCUUCAGACAUGCAUACCAUUCACACUUUUGUUCGUAAGGCUCGUGCCAAUAAGAGUAACAAGAGCAUGCGUCGAUUAUCUUCUGACAGUAACCUGAUUGACAAGAUGUGUUUAAAAGACUCUUUCUAUGAGGGCGAGGUGGCCAGCAAAGCGGAACGCAAAAAGGACAAAAAACUCAAGCGCCAUUCUUUAGGUUCUGGUACUGGCGACAGCAGCAGCAGCGGUGGGGAGAAACGUGCAAGGAUCAAACGCAGUAAAAACCCCAAACAGUCCAAAGCCCAUAAGAAGCUUAAGAGCUCCGCCCACAGUGAGACAGACUCUGAGACCGGUCUCGGCCGUGGAGACGAGCACUUGGGCUGGGGAGCCGGGUCUGAGCGCAGACUACAGGCCCAGGGUACGACACUGGUGAAAGUAGAAAAGGAGGAGGAGGCCACCAGAGAGGCUGAUAUGAGCUCCAGUGAAGGAGAGACUUGGAUAGCGGAUGAAGACAUUAUGGUGGAGUCAGGUGAUGAUUCGUGGGACUUGAUCACCUGUUACUGUGGUAAACCUUUUGCAGGGCGGCCCAUGAUUGAAUGUAGUCAGUGCAGUAUCUGGGUGCAUCUCUCUUGCGCCAAAAUUAAGAAAUCUAAUGUGCCCGACAUAUUUAACUGCCACAAAUGCAGAGACACUCGACGGUCGGGUCAUAAAAAAGACACUUAGAGGAGGGUGUUCAUUCCCUUAAAGGUUUGAAUGUUCCCAAUUCUCUAAUUUUGUUUCCAGAGCAAUUUUGGUUUCCAUUUUUAUGUUUUUUUGUUUGUUUUUUUGCAGCUUUUACAACUAUUUGAUUCCCUGCUCUUAGGAUUAACAACUGCAUAAAUGUUUUGCAAUCACCAAUGUAGGGAGAGUCCACUAAGAAAUCUCAAGUGAUUUCAGUUGGUCACGUAACUCCAGAGUUGAUAAAUGACUAUAAGUAGUCUCUGUUCUCUCUGGCUCAAAUGCGACAGUUCAUUUGUCAGAAAUCCAAGUUUCAGUGAUGUUAUUAUUAGAGCUGAUGUUGAUAAAUCAACUAUUUUUCAACUGCGGAAAAUAUUAAUGGUCACACAGCCAUAUUACAGAGAUUAAACUAAAACUAUUGUUUAUUUAAUUAUAUUUCAAACAAUCUUCAACUAUAAUAGAUGUUGAAAAUUAUGAAAGGAUAUUUAAAAAGAUUUGUGUAGGGAUGCACCGAAUAUUUGGCAACUGAAACCAUUUGGCUGAAAAUAGCAUAAAAAAGCAUUUAAGAUGUUUUGCCAAAUAAGUUAAAAAGUUUAACAAACAAUAUCGUUUAUGAUUAAGCUGGUUGCUGUUUCAUCGUAUCAAGUGAGAGGCAUACAUGCUUUAUAAAUGCAGCAAACAUGUUGGGCAGUGUGAAAACAUUUUAAAGUGUCUGAAAAGAGGCUUUUUGGCUAUUUAUUUGGCCAAAUAAGUUAGGUUGCUUGGCAUUCGCUGUAUCGCUAGUUUGGCAUACUAUAGUAAAAAAUGAAGAAUGCUUUAUUUCUUAGUGGACUGUCUAGUUAACCAUUUUUCAUUUUCACAUGUUUUUGUCUGAAGGUAAACAUAAGUUUGAAUGCUAUUCACUAUAUGCAAGUAUAAAAAGACAAUACGUCUAAUACACCAUUAUAAUUGAGGUUUUAACUUGUUAUGUGAAAAAUCACUACCGGUCAUACACAUUAAAUCCUCAAAUAAAAUAUAAAAACUUUUAUAACUCUCAGCUACGUGUUGCAUUUGAGCAGAGAAUCUAUUCAGUUGUAACUGUUGAAUUUUUUUCUGAAUCUACUGGUAAUGUACUGAAUAUUAAUUCACAUUGUCCGAGAAGCAGUCUUAAAUUACUUGCACUAUAUAUAUUCUGAAAUUUUGUUUUGGAUGUUUUAAGUUGACCUUGAGAAGAUUUCAGAUUUUCCUUUCGGUUGUAAGAUGCUCAAGUGAAGGCUAGAUUUAUGAGCUGUGAUUGGUCCCCAAAUUGUAAUUAUUGCUUUCAAGAAGUGUUGUAAACUCUGGGAACUGAAAGAUUACUCAUGCUACAAGCUCUUUCAUUUGAAUAAGUUUGGAAACUAUUGUUUGAGUUUUUCUUUGUGGUUUAUUUGUACAGCAACAGAGAUUGGAAGUCCCCAAAAGCCAGAUCUCUCUUGCUAAAUGUUUCAUUCUGUAAAUAUCACAGAGUUCGAAAAGUGUACAUAUGUGAAAGUGAAGAGAAAAGCAAAGCAAAGCAAAGCAAAUGGUAUAUUUUUUUGCAUCUGAUAUUGUUUUCUUUAACUACCUGUAGAAAUAAAAGUUUUCUUUAAUGGGC